AUGUCUUUGAUACGCAACUGGGGAAAAGGAGAUAUCAAAAAGACUCAAUCUUUAGGAAGUGAAGAAUUCUUUGACUGCCAAGAAGACCUGGAGGAGACAGCUGCAUUACACAAGUGGAGUUCAUUAGAGCUUUUGCCUCAAGACAGUGAUACUCAGUCUACCAUCAGCCAGCCAGGCAAUGAAGACAGUAUCUUCUCCCAGUCCUUUAUGUCAAGGGUGGCUGCCGAGCGCAGUCGGGUUCUGGGUCGUAGCAUGGAGGCCUCGGCGCCAUCAUCCCCGUCCCACUCCCCCUCUCACCAGCCGGGUCCCUGCUCGAACACUGUCCUGCUCCUAGUCAUUCAUGCUGGAUCCGUCCUUGAUCCAAAUUCAGAUGUGAUGAACAAGAGAAGUGACUUGACCACCUUUAGGGGAGCCUUUGAGUCAGUGAUGCGACAACAUUACCCGCAUAUGGUUGGACAUGUUGCUGUGAGACUCGUUUCUGCUGCUCCUGUUUGUUCUGAUAGUCUUAAUGUGUUGUCAAGCUUAAGCCCAUAUGGCUUAGAUUCAUCUCCUGUGUGUGGUGAAACUUCUGGAGGUGACAGUGUACCUGUGGGAGCUGUGCCUCUGCUUGCCACUGCUACUCCUGAGUAUGAGGACGCUGUAAUGCGUACCCUCAAUGCCACCAAUGCUGCUUACCAUGAAUUCCUCAGGUCGGAAGAAGGGCAUGGAUUUAAUGGGCAGGUUUGCCUGAUUGGUGACAGCGUAGGUGGCAUCUUAGUAUAUGAUAUUCUUUGCCGUGUCCAUGAGCAACACAAGUACGGGAGCAAUAGCAACAUUCCUGAGGGAGAGCCUCCUUCCCCGGGUCAGUACUGCAAGCAGAAGCCUUCUCCAGCACAUCCUAGUUCCUCAUCUCUUUCCCCAGCGUCUCCUCCAUCAGGUUCUCCAGACCCUCCCCAGACCUCCUCCCCAGUCAUAUCUCCGUCCCCAUCUAUAACUGUUAGCAUUGAUAAUGCUUUGACAAACCCCUCAGGUGAUGUAUUUAGUCCAACCCUAGACACAAAAUCCCUACAAUCACCCAGUAGCCCUCCUACAUCUUGUAGCACACCACAACAUACUGAAACAGUGUAUUCAGCACAGACACUUAAUAACCCUCAGACUCCAUUGCGUAAGAUUUCUGCACCUUUGCCUGUGCCAGCACCUCAUGGCCAGGCUGUUAGAAAGUGUUCAGCACCUUGCAGUGUUCCCUGUAGUAGCACUGGGACUUUGGGCAACAGGGCAACUGGAGGACCUUGUAACAUGCCCACACCAUCACCACCAGGGGUUUCCACAACCUCUCCUAGUAACCCUAGUCAUUCUCAACACCCUUACCACCCACAUCACACUCCUGUGCAUCGUUUCCAUCUUCAGGGUAUUUGUAUCCCCCCUGAUGCCCUUCUUCCCGGGCCACUAAUCGAACGAAGAGGUGAUGAAACUUGUGAAGGAUCAAAAGUUUAUCGGAAAUCUGUCAGCGCCGACGCCACUCACCACUCCGAUGUCCCCCAUUGCCGAUCAGUGUCUGACUCCGAUUAUCAUUAUGCUAGGCAUCUCUCGGCCCCCUUCCCUCGGCGGAGGUCAUCGUCAUCAAGUCCCCAGCGCAAGUCGUCAUCUUCAAGUGACCAUGGGCACAGCAGACUGGAUUUCGAAGUCUCAGAUGUUUUCAUGUUUGGGUGUCCAUUAGCCCUUGUGUUAGUGUAUCGCAAGAUGGUGAAUGCCGAAGAUAAGAACUGUAUGAUACAGAGACCAGCUUGCCAACAAGUGUAUAACUUAUUCCACCCAACGGAUCCACUGGCUGUCCGUUUGGAGCCUUUACUCUCUGCCAGAUUUUCUCUACUCCCUCCAAUCACAAUUCCCCGCUACACAAAGUAUCCUCUUGGAGACGGGAACCCAACACAUCUGCUGGAAUGCAUUCAGACUCACGGAGAGGUGUUCCUGGACAUUGGAGGAGCCACUGGGUCUCCGUCUUUAGCAGGACAGGCUCGAAGAAUGUCCGAUGCCUCUAUUCUUUCCACCAUGUCAGGAAUGGCAGAUACCGUUCCUCUUGCAACAAUCAAUGCUUUGAGUCAGCGCUGGUGGGGAACGAAACGUCUGGAUUAUGCCCUCUACUGCCCUGAGGGCCUUGCAAACUUCCCAACCAACUCCCUGCCUCAUUUAUUCCAUGCGUCAUACUGGGAGUCCUCAGAUGUGAUUGCUUUCAUUCUCAGACAACUGGUUCGAACAGAUCACGCAGCUCUAACAGCAGAUGACAAAGAUCUGCCAGUGUUCUCCCCCACACAGCCCAGGGAGAAAUGGAUGAAGAAGAGAACCUCUGUCAAGAUUAAGAAUGUUGCUGCCAAUCAUAGAGGGAACGAUGUCAUUGUACGUGAAGGUGCCCCGCAGUGCAUACAAGCAAGAUUCAUGUAUGGACCUCUAGAUAUGGUUGCUCUCUCAGGUGAAAAAGUAGACAUUCACAUCAUGCGAGAUCCCCCAGGAGGGGACUGGCAGCAAAUAAGCACAGAAGUAACCGACAAGAAUGGGCGCAUAUCAUUCACAAUUGCUCCAGAGAAGGCUCUUGGGUUUGGGAUGUAUCCUGUGAAAAUGAUUGUCAGCUCCCAGGAAACUUGCCACAGCCAGCAGUUGGGUCCAGAGAUUUCUCAAGGUGACCACACUAGUGCUACUCUUUACCUGACUGUUGUGCCCCCCAAAACUGAGUGUGUAGUGUUUAGUAUUGAUGGGUCCUUCACAGCAUCGGUGUCAGUAACAGGCCGGGAUCCUAAAGUUCGCGCAGGAGCUGUUGACGUUGUUAGACACUGGCAAGAACUUGGAUACUUGAUAAUCUACGUGACUGGCCGGCCAGACAUGCAGCAGCAGAAGGUUGUGUCCUGGCUGGCCCAACACAACUUCCCUCAUGGCCUUGUCUCCUUUGCCGAUGGUCUCACCAGGGAUCCUCUGGCACAUAAAGCUGAAUAUCUUCGAGGACUGAUCCAAGAUCAUGCAAUCGUCAUUGUAGCAGCAUAUGGAAGUUCGAAGGACAUAGCAGUGUACAACAGUAUUGGCUUGAAGACAGGGCAGAUUUACAUCGUGGGAAAGGCCAGCAAAAAGCAACAUGCAAAUGCACAGGUCUUAAGUGACGGUUAUGCUGCCCAUUUGUCCUCACUCUCAGCCUUAGGCAAGUCCAGGCCUGCGAGAGGAAACCCGCAGAUGGUCAUUCCCCGUGGAUUCUUCGGUCUGCCCGGCCAAAACAAUGCUUUGAGGAGACGACGUUCCUUAGCACAAACUGACUACUGUCUUUUCCCGUCCUGGGAAGCUUCAGCAACGUGAAGGUGUAAUCAGGUCCAGAGGUUCAUCUCACUCCCCUCAUCCAAAUCAUAUGAGCAUGAGACGAUAGUAGUACCUAUGUUUUGAACACAGAGUUGGACUGUUAAUUAUGUUAUUAGGCAAGAGGAAAAAAAAGGAUGGAUAUUGAUGACGGCAGAGAUUUGCUUUGAUCAUUGAUGAUGGCAAAAGGUUGAUGGGUUAUAAGCUGUUUGACAUGUGUGGUGUGACAUUAUGAAUGUUUUUGGAAGACUGCAUGAAAAGUGAGAGGACUGUAUGAAUGUAAUUAUUAGAGAUUUUAUGAAAUCUUAUCGGAACACUGCAGUGAAGAAUGUGCGUUCUCUUGAAACUCCUAUUUUCUUCUUCGUCUUCUUCUUUUUUAUGAAAUGUGAUGCUUUUUCUGGUAUACAUUUAGGAGAGAAUUAAACUGAUGUGUAUCUUAGUAGGAACUGUUGCCAUACUUUAGUAUUUGUU
This is a messenger RNA of Penaeus monodon (black tiger shrimp), 3783 nucleotides long. RefSeq names its product protein retinal degeneration B-like (gene rdgB). NCBI's taxonomy places the organism in Eukaryota, Metazoa, Arthropoda, Malacostraca, Decapoda, Penaeidae. Gene Ontology annotation, molecular function: phosphatidylcholine intramembrane carrier activity; phosphatidylinositol binding; metal ion binding. The record is from RefSeq and is a predicted model, not a curated record. Bases 1 to 3315 code for a protein of 1104 amino acids. The transcript has 21 exons. Gene Ontology annotation, cellular component: cytoplasm. Gene Ontology annotation, biological process: phospholipid transport.